AUGUCUAGCUUCCUCAACAAAUUCACCGGCUCUUCCAACGAAGCCGGGAACAGCACAGAAGGAAACAACAACACCGGCACCCAAGAGCAAAGCGGCGGCGGCUUCAUGGACAAGGUCAACAACAUGGCCGGCGGAGGAGCCCAAGGCGAGAAGAACGAGGACAUGCUCGACAAGGCUGUUGACUUUGUGCAAGAAAAGGUUCUUGGCCAGGGUGAUCAGAGCAACGAGACGGCCGCCGAACAGGCCAAGGACGAGGCCAUCUCGGACUUUAUCCGCGGCAAGUACAAGGACACAACGGGAAGCGAAUUUCCCAUCAAAGACAAGGAUAGGGAAUAUGGACUCUAG
Molecule: messenger RNA, 345 nt
Organism: Trichoderma reesei QM6a
Lineage: Eukaryota; Fungi; Ascomycota; Sordariomycetes; Hypocreales; Hypocreaceae
Exons: 2
Coding region: 1-345 (114 amino acids)
Source: RefSeq, a predicted model, not a curated record